AGUCCACGCAUUCGUAGCGUAUACACGUUUCUUAGAAGGAGCGUUACUUGCUUGAUCAUACGUACACGUCAGUUUUGAUAUGAUGAUGGCCUGCUUUGAAAAGAGUUCGUCUAAUCGAGAUGCAUAAAGGCUAUUUAACUUUUGAAGACUUGAUAGAAGCACGAGUAAAAUGUAAGAAAGAAUUACGGCAUUUGUUGGUACAAAUGAGCGAAAGUACUACUACAACUGUCCUGAUGAGUACUUCCAGGAACGUGUUACAAGAGACCAACUUCGUCAUUCUCUUUACGUAUGCCAUUUACCUGACAAAUUCUACUCCUUCCAUAAUGUAAUUCUCGACAAGGAAGAACUUACUUUAUUGGUUUAUCCAAACAACACAACAUAUCACUUGAAUUAUUAUUUAGUUAUGGAUGAAUUAAUAAGUUUAAAUGAUCGGUGGAAAAGGUGAGAUUUAAUAAAUAAUGAAUAUUUAUUUAAAAGUUUUAUGAAUAAUUAGGAAGUUAUACUGUAAUGUAUAUGAUAAAGAGAUAUAACAUUUAUCAGUUAAUAUACAAAGUAUUAAUUUUUAGUGGAUAUAAGGACAACCUGACAAAUAUUUAUUACGGAAGAAUCCUUCUAACAUAUUUAAGGCAUUAUCAUCUAGAAAACGUAUGGCAGGAAUUUAUAAAUCGCCCUCCUAAACACCAGUUACUGGAAGAGGUAAUAACUUUUAUCAUACAAUGGUUUCAUCCGGAGAAAAAUGUCUCUUGCUCGCACAUAGAUAUGGACCUGGAUAAUAUCGCACAACAGGUGAUGAAGCAUCUUAAAGUUGAGAAUCCCAAGCAUCCAAUAUUCUCGGCAUCUCGUGAACAAUUCUCGAGGUGGAAAUACAAUAAUAUCUAUAAAAAUCAAUGGAACAACAGCGAGGGAAGACAGAUUAUAAAUAUUCUUUUCAACAUACUCUUGUACAAACCAACCUUCGAGGCAGUUAUACAUUCUUUAAAAUCAGAUCUCUUUCGACAAUACCUAUUAAUGAAAGAUAUCAUGAAUAGUGUAUCGUUGACAAUCAUAUUCCAGAGUGUAGCAAGAAGACUUGGUAUAUAUUGUGAUUUAGUAUCUUUUCUUAAUCCUUAUCAUAAUAUUCUGUUUAUGGAAGGCGGCAAAGACGAACCAUAUUAUUGGUUAUUAAAAUGGAAGCCAAAAUGUAAUGUAACAAACUCUAAUGACGAACACUGUUUUUAUAUCUAUCUCAAAGAGGGAAAAGAUGGAGCUAUUCUGAAUAAAAAUAACUUGCCCAGAAUUAAUAAUUUUGCGUUAGAAUGUCCAAUAAGUUUUGAUAGAUAUCCCAGAAUAACUUUGGUAGAGCUACUGAUAAGAUUGUCAAAAAGUUAUAUAAUAGAAAUGGAAAAUACGGAUUAUAAUUAUUAUUAUCAUAGAAGAAAUUGUAAUAAUUUCGAACGAACGUCUGAAGAAGGUCGUUGGUGGACAAGGUUUCUACAUCUGGUGCAAGAAGACUUGUUGACAUCACUGUAUGUUUAUAUGAGAAAACAAGAAGAUGCAUUUAAGUUCGUAGAUGAAUUGGAUGAACUUAGGGCUACAUGCUAUGCAAGUCGACACAUCGAUUUAAUACAACAGAGAACAACCGACAUGUUAUCUGAAUAUAAGUCUCGUUACAAUGCACCAAGCACAAAACAUAUAAAAUACGUACUCAAACCAAAGCAGAGAGUUGCUGAAAUGAAAUUUGCAGUUGGAAUGAUCGUGAAACUUAAAGGUACAAAUACUAUGUGGCAAGAUAUACCACUCGUGAUAAUAGGAUGGACGGAGAUUGAUGAUUUGGAACUGAGAGCCAAGAAUCAAUCUGUAUGGUAUUUCGUCCUUUAUGCAGAGCGAGUAUUUCGUAUUUGCGAAGUCAGCUUAGAGAAGCUAAAUACGCCGACACCUAUUACUAAUCGCGCAAUCGGCGUGUAUUUCUGUGAAUUCAAAGGCACUUAUUAUAUGCCAAAUAAGAUGUUAGCAACUGAGUAUCCAGACGAUGUAUUAUAUUUAAUUAACGAAUUGUAGCUUUUGUUUAGUGGUAUGCGUUUAAGAUAUAGAAUAUGUUGUAAACAUGAUACUGUUGGUCUAUCAAAUAUUGACAACUGUAAAACUAUAUUUUAUAAAAUAAAAUAUUUAGAAAAUAAUAAUUUCAAAAGUAAUUGAGCAAUGCAGUUUACACGUUAAUUAUAAAUGCGAUACGAUUUUAUACCAUAUAAUAAUAUGAAGAUUUAUUGCUUAAAAAUGUCCAUUGCGUUAUACUCACCUUUUAAAUUAUAAACAUCGUAAAAAUAAAGUGUAAUCUCACGUGA
This is a messenger RNA of Ooceraea biroi (clonal raider ant), 2321 nucleotides long. RefSeq lists its product as uncharacterized. Lineage: Eukaryota; Metazoa; Arthropoda; Insecta; Hymenoptera; Formicidae. The record is from RefSeq and is a predicted model, not a curated record.